Molecule: messenger RNA, 1788 nt
Organism: Cladocopium goreaui
Lineage: Eukaryota; Dinophyceae; Suessiales; Symbiodiniaceae
Source: the annotation of a GenBank genome assembly
AUGACUGACUUGCCAAGUGAGAGCUUGAAGACAAAGCAAGCUCUUUUAGCCAAGCAAGGCAACCCAAAGUGGAGCUCCGUAGCCAUGGGCAGGCAGCAGAGCACAGUGGAUGCAAAGAAGAAGUUGUCUUUUUUGGAGGCAGCCCACAGAGAUCUCGAGCAUCAAGGCGCCAGAGAUGGAAUCGUGAGUGCUCUUCAAUCCUCUGGAGUGGCGUGGCCCAACUGCAAGCUCGAUGCGCAAUUUUUUGUCGAGAGAUGCCAGGUUUGCAGACAAAACACUUGCAGGGACCUCCAGCAGCCAAGACCGCGGCACUUGCCAGUGCCUGGUCAAGCUGGAGAUGUCGUGGGCUGGGAUUUAAAAACCAUGACGCCGGUGUCAGGCGGCAAGUGGAACCUUCUGCUCGCAUGCGAUUUCACCUCUGGACGGGCAUGGAGCUGGGAUUUGAACUUCAAAGGCGCCACACUGCAGGCCGUUCAAGACAUUAUGAUCAAGUUUUACACCGACGUUGAUCUCCCAGUAGCAAGCUGGACAGAUAACGCUGGAGCAUUCAGGAACAUUAUUUCUGCAGCCAUCGAGGCCACCCUUGGGGUCCGUGCUCGGACAAUACCCCCUGGGCGGCCGCAAUCAAACGGCCUCGUUGAAUGCAGAAACAAAAUCUUCGACGCAAGCUGCGGUGGACAGCGAGCACGUCUUGCUGCUGCGACAAUCGCAUACAACCAGAAGAACACGGCCGUUGGCUUGCCUCCAGAGACGAUCUGGCGACUACUGAGGCCUCAAGAAUCUCGUUGGCGCAACAUGCACCUGAAGAAUGCAAUGGAAAAACCUUCAGCUCUCACCGAGGAGGAAUGGGUUGCUUACUUGGAUGCCAAGCAGUAUGACAAGGAGUCUCUGGAAGAGAAAGCCAAGUCCUUGCAUCAGCUCAUCCAACCCCUACGCAAUGCCAUUUCUUCAAAGAAGUUACGCCAGCGGAUGAAAAGCCAACUGAAAUGGAUCCGCAAGAGACCCAACAAGACCGCAAUGCCACUGGUGGCUGGCGACAUGGUGCUCAGCAGGAACACUCAAUAUGUGGCAAAAAGCGGACCACGGAAGUUCGAGACGACUCAAGAGGGUGUGGAGACCUUCGAAGUGCUCCAGUGCCGCCAAGGCUUUGCAAAAGUCAAAAAUCUCCGCACUGGACAAGUCUCUUGGAAACACGAAGCCAAUUUGAAACUUUGGCCGAGAUCUAUGCCUCCAGAUGAUGCCUACUUCCCAACGCCUCUGAAGGGCCCUGGUGCACCUUGCAAGCGACCUGCUCCAGCAUUUGAGGUCAUUGCAGCUGAAGGUGACGGAGCUUGCCUCUUUCGUUGCUUCAGCAUGGCCCUUCAAGCGAGAGCCGGUGUCCCCGCAAAGGCCAUUGUGGAUAGCACCGAGAGUGCGAUGAAGUUGCGAGAAGAGAUUCUUCGCCACAUGGAGCUGUCGCUACAACGAAUGGACGGCGAUAGCAUGGCACUCUUGCAGGAGCAGAUUCGCUUGGAGAUGUGGGACGAUCCAGGUUGGAUGGAAGGACCAGGAAAGGCUGCCUGGAACUGGAAGAACUAUUUCCAGUACAUGCGCCAUCCGAGGGCAUACGGGACAGCAGCUCACAUUGGUGCGUUCAGCGAGUCCAAGGGGAUCGCAGUUGUCAUCUACGAAAAUGGCCACAAGAUAUGGACAACGAAUGACAGCAACAACCCAAUCGUGCUGCAGAAGACCGGCCUGCGCUAUAACCUGCUGCUUCUGCGCCGCUUGAGACGCAAAACGCGGCUCUGA